AUGGAUGCUAAAGUUCUCUUCUGCAGAUUGCUUUCACUCAGCAUUCUGAUUCAACUCAGCGAAGCUCAAUUGCCCUCGGUCUGGAAGCCCGAUGAUAUCAUUACUUUUUUUUGCUCGCGAUGGUAUCACCAGUCUGUUGUCAAGAACGAUGUCUUGCAUGUUUAUGGCGGAAUACAAACCUUUAAUGUCCCAGACCUCAGCGUGAAGUCGACGAAUAACACGCUUGGACACAAUCCAUUUCUUCUCCAGGUCGAUCUCGCAAACUCAUGGGACUGGCAAAAGAAUAUGUCAUGGCACUCUAUCAAUGUCGCAGAAAACCCUAAAACGGGAGCCCAUGUGCGACACGCUAUGGUAAAUGGCGCCAUGUAUGCUGGGCCUUACAAUUCCACCAACAUCUGGACAUAUGGUGGCACCACGUUCAGAGGAAAUAAGUCAUUCCUUGACUCUGACAAGCCAUAUGCGAAUCAAUACCCACUGUGGUCAUUCGACGAUGAGACGAACAACUGGGAUCAAUUUGAUCUGGGACAACUUACAACACCCAGUCGUGGACUAUCUGCCCAGGCUCCAGACCAAGGCUUAGCGUUCUACCUCAAUGGCCAGAUCGAUAAUGGUACUGAACCGAAUACUUGGGCUGGUGGCGAUUCCAUAUCGCUCCUUGAAGGCAUGAUGGUUAUCGAUCUGGCGCAUCAGACUGCGAGGAACGUUUCUACAUCAAGCCUGAGGACAUCGCAGCCUCGUUCAAGUGGUGCUAUGCAGUAUGUACCAGGCGUUGGCGACAGUGGGGUGCUGGUAGCUUUGGGCGGCAGAAUGUAUGGUGGAAUGCGCACUUUGACCUCGCAAGACAAAGGAAGUCUUUUGACUUUCGAUACGAUUGAUGUAUACGAUAUAGCCUCUUACAGUGUUGACUCUGGUGCCAAUGGCACGUGGCAUCAACAAAGAGCCUCCGGUGACAUACCACCUCCUCGGAUCGAUACUUGUACUGUAGUUGCAUCUGCCCCAGACAACUCAACACACAACAUAUACUUGUAUGGCGGAUGGGUGAGAAUGGUCUUCCUUACAGCUCACAAGGCAUAUGCUGACAUUGGGAAGGAUCCGACUGGCAAUGAGAACAAGUGGUAUGAUGAUAUUUACGUAUUAACCCUUCCAUCUUUUACUUGGAUCAAGAUGUAUCAGGCAGAGUCGCCCAGGUACGGCCAUACUUGCCAUCUAGUAGGUCGCCAAUUACUCACAAUCGGUGGACACAACGUUCGUCGAAAUCAGACCAACAUGUGCGAUUGGGAGACGCAAUCGAUUGCCAUUCUGGACUUGCCUUCAAUGACUUGGGGCAGUGUGUUCAAUGCUACAAACGGAGAGUAUGAGUUGAGUCCUGCUAUUGUUGAAAAAGUAGGCGGGACAUCUCGAGGCGGCGCAGCCAUGAAACAACCGGUCGUAGGUUGGUCAUCACCAAAGCUAGAAAGCAUCAUGAGCAGUACCCGCAUCUAUUCGAACGUGAAUGGUACUAUCGACAUAAUCCGGGCUACACCAACUACCUCUAUUACGAGAACGAAUAAGCGGACUGCCAUUAUUGCAGGUGCGACGGCUACUGCUGUUCUAUUUCUCUUCAUAAACUGUGUAACUUGGAUUCUCUAUCUUCGUCGCAGGCGCCAGAGUAUCGAUGGCCUCACCAAACAGACUAUAGACGAUAGAGACUGGCCCGAAAUUCAAGAAGUGGAAGGAAAGGCCAAGUUCGAGCUUUCACCGGACGAGAAGCGAAUCUAUGAGAUGAAAGGCGAGGACUGGCGACACGAGGCUCCGGAUACACGGGUAAGAGCCGAAGCGGAUCCAGGGAACGCAGUCACGCAUGCUUUUGAGUUGCCAGCGACAAACUUUAGCAAAGACGGCAAGUGGGGCGUGCCUAUUAUAAAAGAGCCAACGCCUUGUUCGUCGAGACGAGCUAGUACUGUAGCUGGUGGGACGGUUGUGUCUAUUGUAGCUCGAAAGGAUAGCUCAGACAUGGCGUGA
This is a messenger RNA of Plenodomus lingam JN3, 2001 nucleotides long. The record is from RefSeq and is a predicted model, not a curated record. Lineage: Eukaryota; Fungi; Ascomycota; Dothideomycetes; Pleosporales; Leptosphaeriaceae.